AACUGUGUGUUUUGUGAAUAACCGGUCAAUUGAGAAAUUACUCAGUUUUUGCAUGCAUGUCUAUAUAUUUUAUGGUUUGGUCAGAAGUUCGGAUGCUCUGCUCAGAAGAGAUGCUGGUCCAAACCGCGCGCUGCCACGACAAUCUGAAGCUUCAUGUCUUGUUUUAUCGCUCGUUUGUCUCUCACAAUCGUUAUUUAUGGCAAACGUCACAAACUUUUUUUUCAAUUAAAUAUUUACUUUAUUAAUAAACCCGAAACGGGGAUUCAAGUUUCGGUUCAAACAAAAUGAAAUGUCACAAACUUUUUUAGUUGUUUCCUAGUUUUCAAAUUCUCUUUAUUGAGCUUGUAAAUAACUUCUUUUGUGUCGAAUAGAUAUUACAAUGAACCAAAAACAUAAUCAAAAGUUUUAAAAAGUUUGGAUCCACCAAGUGUAUUUUAGGCUAGAAACUAGUUCGUGAAACCUUUCAGAAUUAUGCGUCUCUAUUUAAGUUCAAUCAUAUAAAGAACAUAAGGUUUUCCUUCGGCCAACACUUUUCAUUAUUAUGUUAAUAGAAAUAUCUUAUAUGUUAACUGCAGUUCAAAUUUUUAACCAUCAGUAGGUAAAUAAUUUUUUUAUAAGAAAAAUCCGUAAUACAGUUAUGCAGUACUACACGAUAUUUCAAAGUUUCUAGAAGAAAAUAGUAGAAAAGGGAAAGCUACACGUUUGGCAGUAUUAACAUGGUAAUUUCUUAUAAGAAUUGGUUUUAGUUGAAACUUUUGAUAAGUAAUGGGAAAAUAUGAAACCUAUUAAGAAAAAGAAGUUAGACAUUGACCUAGUAGUUAGAGCCUAAAGAUCACUUGCCAAGAAUUAGUACCCAAAUUGAAGUCAUAGUGUUUUUUUUUUUUUUUUUUCCAUCUAGAGUUUUAUUUAAAAGGACUAAAGCCCAUAAAACAUAAAGCCCGAAAGGGCAUACACGAGGGUCAAACAUCCAAACCAACAUGGGCCACAUCUAUUACAUCGGAGCCCAACUAACACCGAAACCCACUUGAAAGCGAUCCACGUGUAGAACCAAAGAAGAAGCAAGACCACGUGUUGAGCCUCAACUGCGAGGGACACGUGUUGCCCUAUCCUUCACCCGUCAUCGCCGCUUCGAGAACCCACCGCCGGUAACUCUUGCCGGCGUUUUCACCACAACUAGAAUCGCUCAUACAGAGCUUUCUUUUCAGCGAAAGCCAAGUCGCCUACCAGAUCAAAGCUUCAAAACUGGAAUCAAUCAUCUUCAAUCCAACUUACAACCUCUGAUUUACUCUAAUCAAGGAAAAGAGAUAUAUCGGAGAUGAAGAGAGGAGAGACGGUUGAGCGAUGAAGCAGAGAGAAGCGCCGAUCAAAGGAACCGGGAGAACCCCGGUAAAGACCGCCGUCAACACCUAAGAAGGGUGACGCGGAGACUAAAGCCGGAUGUCCAUCCCCAGAAGAGAAGACGAGGACGCCGGAAGCAGAGCCGGCAGACCACCAUGAGGAGGCGCAUCUCCGGAAACAUGGACCGGUCGGAGAACCCAAACCGGUUGAAAGGCGCCGGAAAACAAACCGGUGAAAGGAAAAGCUUCAUCCCAUCUCUAUCUCCGUGAAAGAUGUUAGUGAGAGAACGGAGAAGAGAGAAAAGCUUUUUUGUAUUUUUCUGAAGUCAUAGUGUUAUUCUGAUAAUAUAUUCAAUAUUCUUUUUAGAUUCAAAUAUUUAAUAUAGCGUGUAUAUUGUAUUUAUCGGAAUUAUGCAUGGAACAUCAUAGGGAAUUGAAUGUGAGUUAGCAUUUCAAUGUGAGACCGUCCUCAACUUUUUUGACUCGGAUAAGAACGCAAUUCUCGCUCUCUGAGAAAUAUAUUUUCCUAUAAAAUACUGAAAACAUAUAGCAGACAUGUUCAUCUGAUUAUACUAACCGAGAUGAUUUUUAGAGCUGUACAAUUUGAUAUAACUCCAGUGGUGCCUGUAUAAAGAUAGAUGUGUAUUUGUUGAUAGUUUAGGAUACAAUCAUUUUGCUAUGUCAUGAAUUUUAGAGAUUUCUUGAUGGUGUCUAAAUAUAUAUAGUCAUGUCCAAUUUUUUUUUUUGCGAUAGUUAUUAAAAAGGGAGAAUUUGUGAAAUAACCAAAAAAAAAACCAAAAUUAAAUUUUUAGAGAAAGGGAUGAGAGAGAUAGGAAGGGAAAUGAAGAGAGAGAAGAUGAUUUUGGUUACUUAGCUAAUUUAAGUUUUUUGUUUGGUUAUGGGAUGCAAUUUCCCUAUUAAAAAUUAUGAAUCGAAUUCGGUUUGCAUUUGUACAUUCAUAAAUUUCACCGCAAAUACAUAUGUAUUUUCAUAUUUGAAGUUAGGAAAUCAUUUUCUUAAACUUAAUAUCUCGACUAUUAUUUGGUAGUUGGUUCUCACUACUAUAAUGGAGUAGAAGUUUUUGUUCGAAAAGUUGCCACACAUCAGUUACUUAAAUCAAGAUUGCUGUCCAUUAAGGGUUAAACAACUUCCAUAGGUGUGAUUGCACUAACACAACAGGAUUGAUUGGUUGCUCUCUCAAUAAUACUCCCUCCGUUUUUUUAUAUGACGUUUUAGAGGAAUUUUUUUGUUCCAAAUUAUUUGACGUUUUCAAUUUUCUAUGUAAAAUUUUUUAUUAAUUAGUGCUAGUUGACCAAUAACAUUAUAGUUUCUAUUUUAUAAUUGAUUAAAUUGUGGUUAGGUAAAUAAUUAAUGAUGUUUUUGUUUAGAAAUUAAAUAUUUCUUAAUAUAUAUGCACAAUCCUAAAUCGUCAUAUAUUAAAAAACGGAGGGAGUAGUUUUAAUAAUAGUAAGACAAAUAAACUUAAUUUAGAAACCAAAGUUGCUUUUUAAGGUUCCCAAAACUUGGAACCCGGACUUGUGUUUAAAAACAAAACACUAUGCAAACUAGUGAAUGUUCAUAAUAAAGGCACGCAUAUACAGCUAAAAAUAUUGUAUAAGAUAAAGUAUGAAAUGUUUGGAAAUAUCUGAGUUUUGUAUAGAAGAGUUCUGAAAAUUAUAAUCGGCGACAAGCAGACAGAUAUAUCUAAACCUUUUUGUGCAGAAUUCAUAACUUUUGUUUGCCAUCCAGAUCCAGUAAUUGGGUGCAUGCCUACUUUUAGAUCGUGAAAAUCUGUUUCUAAGAAAUCAAGGGUAGCUAAUUUGUCUGCACAAACGAAAUAAAAAAGUACAGCUAAUUUAAUUAUGCUUAUGAUGUUAUGAUGUCUAUUAAGAAACUUGAUGUAAGUUAACUGGCCGGAUGAUUCCAAAUAACAUAAGCCAUGUGAGCUUUGACUUUGACACCGAAUUAACCCGUUUUGAAAAAAUAUAAAAACAAAAUGCAAAUUUAUAUGCAAGAGAGACAAAUAUAUUUGUAAGUACUGUUAUGUUGUUUAGUGAAGAGUUACUUUGUUUCUAAAAACAAUGUUUGGUUUUAUUCACAUUGUCAUUUUAUUCCUUGGACCAUUUUCUUACUUGCUUCGCAUCCCGUGCAUGUCUCCUCUAAAUCACCACCACUGAUACAUUUGUAUAUACCCAUGAAUAUAAAUAAACGGCAGUUAAAAAGAAAAAUAAAACGAAAUGAGAUUUUGUUCGAGUUUUCCUUUUCUGUUUUAAAUUAUUUUUGCUUGUUAAAUCCUUUUUGUAUUUGGUUUCAAGUGUCAUUAGGAAUCAAAAAAAUUCUGUUAAAACUACUAAACAUGCAAAAUUGUUGUUAAACGAAAAUAAAUAUUUGUUUUUAAUGUUAAACAUAUAUUCUUUGACACCGGAUUAAACUUAAGGAAGGAUUAUCCAUUUUUGUACCGAGGGAUGACUACUUUUCUACAUAUUACAUUUUGAAGAAUUUUAGUGAAUUGCAAACCGUUAUAUAUAUUUUGAAUGUUAUAUUUUCUUGUAUAUAUAAGAAUAAGAUUUUGAAUUUCCUCCCCUCUGCAGUUGCCGACCAAGCUCCCUCAAGUGUCACAUCUUUGUGUAAAACAAAAUACAAAACUACCGUUAAAUAACUUGUGAGAUUGAAGUGUCGUUUAUUUUGUGGAAAACAAAAUAAAAACUUACUGUUUAAUACUAACUUGGAAGUCAAUCUGUUCACACAGUGAGGUGUUAUGAUUAUUCCUUAUCAUAUUCAUGUCAUCAUUGUCAUGAUGUUAAUAUUUGCGGGUAUUGGUCAAUAAUAACGAUCGAUCAUAUAGAAAUUUACGAUAUGUUUUAUUUUUUACCUUCGAAUCUUCAACAACCUCUGACCAAAGACAACGACUAAACCAUCCUCUAUAUUUUGUGCAAUAUGAUGAGAACACAUUGUUUUUCCAGUCUUAUAAAUUAAAGCCUGAUCUCAAAUCCAAAGACCACUUCGCAUUUGCGCCCUUAAUCUAGAAUGAAGUAUAUUUGAGUUUAUUUCAAUCGUUAGAACGUCCCAUACAAAAAAAAUUAAAUUAAAUUAUGCAACAUGAACAUCUAUACGUGUAUAUACAUCGUAACAUCAUGGGACGGAGGCCAAGAUAGGUUAGGACAAGGAUAAAGAAAAUGAUCAAAUCUGCAAAUAUCAGUCUCUCCCAAAUCCCAAGAAAAAACAAAGCAUUAAGCAUGCAUUUCGUAAUAAACAACUCAUCAUAAAACGACACAUAACUCGAAAACCUCUCCCCCGACAACUUAUCAAUUUAUUUAUCUUUUAACUUGAACACCAUUACUAGAUCUCCGCAUUUAUAUACGAGUAUACAAGUAAGAAGCCCUAAAACGUAAACACUUGAUUAAGGAUUAUAUCUGAAAAUGUCUUUCCCCCUGAAAGUUCGUAGCGUACGUGGCAACAACGGAGGAGGAGGAGGGACGGGGACGAAGUGCGGGAGGUGGAACCCGACGGUGGAGCAGUUGAAGGUAUUGACUGACUUGUUCCGAGCUGGUCUUAGAACUCCGACCACAGACCAAAUUCAGAAGAUCUCUACAGAGCUCAGUUUCUACGGCAAGAUCGAGAGUAAGAAUGUUUUCUAUUGGUUCCAAAACCAUAAGGCUAGAGAGAGGCAAAAACGCCGUAAAAUCUCCAUUGAUUUUGAUCAUCAUCAUCAAGAAAAUGACUAUAUCUCUCAUCAUCAUCAUCAUCAUCAUCAUCAUCGUCAACCAUCAACUAGAGAUGUUUUUGAAAUAAACGAAGACGAGGAGGAGAGGGUAAUAGAGACGCUACAACUCUUUCCGGUGAAUUCAUUCCAAGAAUCCAAAGUGGAAAAAAUGAGAAGCAGAGUCAAUAACCAGUACCGUGAAUACAUACGAGAGACCAACACGACCACGUUUCCUUCCUACUCAUCAUGUGGAGCUGAGAUGGAACAUCCAUCGCCGUUGGAACUUCGAUUAAGCUUUCUUUGAAUUAGUGACCACCUAAAUAAUGUCUUGGAAGUCCGAUAAAAUUUUAAAGAAGUCAUGUUAGGAGAUCUUAUGUAUUUUGAAUUAUGACUCAGAAUAUCCAAUGUAUCAAUUAUGACAACAAGUCUAAGCUGCAGCUUUAGCAAAAAAAAAAAAAAAAAAAAGAGGUCUAACCUGCAGUUACUUACUUUCUGUUAGUUUAAUAGUAUAUUGUAAGAACUAAUAUCAUGGAAGCUAUUACAGAAGUUUGACAUGGAAAAUUAUAGUCUACCAUGGUACACACAUAAUUAAGAGCUAUUUGGUCCGAGACAAAAAGAGAGAGAGAGAGGACAAGUUUUAAUCUAAUGCAUCUUUUAUUGUGCUAAGUAUUUUUAAUACUAAUUUUGUACAAUUCUAUUCAAUAAUGAUAAUUAUUAUAUUCAUGAUUUUAAUAUUAGAUCAUUUUUUGCCAUAUAUUAAAGCAUUGCUUCAAAGUAUUUCGGUAACAAAUCAAUUUAAUUUUUUUUUCUCAUCACAAAGCACUUCAAAGUAUUUGGGUAUUAAUCAAUUUACAUUGUUUUUUCUAGUCACAGAGCACUUCAAAGUUCAAACUGUCUUUUUGGUAACCAAAUCAAUUUACAUGUACACCCAAAUCGGGCCAAAUAAUAAACCAAAUUAUUUUAAAAUAAAAUGUUUGCGAGACAAAUAUAAUUGGUUGGUCGCAUCCCAAGUAUAUAACUGGCCAGAUAUGACUGGGCUUAGAAUACAAAAACCAUUAUUUGAUUUAGCCCAUUAAGCUCCGUAUAUCUAAAUAGAUAUACGAGAGAAGAUAUUUCGUUUAAAAAGUUUGUUUCUUCACCUCCAUCAGGCUAAUCCAUUUAUACGAUAAAUGAUCAAAAUUUUAUGAAACUGUUUGUUUGUCUAUUCAAAUACUUCAUCGAGAUGAAUUAUUUAAAUAGAUUUAUUUUUGUUUCUUUAUUUUCAUUUUCAUCUAAAUGAAUUUAGUAAACCAAUUACUAAAAUAACUUUGUUUUCGACUAAAAGAUUUAUUGAUUACUAUCCAAACAAACAUUGUGGUACAAGAAAGGGGGACAUGAAUGGAACAAGUUCCAAAAUAACUUUGUUUUGAUUUAAUCAAAUGCAAUUUUCUUAAAUAGUUUUUUUUUUAGUUUUUGUCACAAAAUAGUUUUCAAGGAGAAAAAUGACAAAAUAACCAAUUUUUAUAUUGAAAAUUUUAAUUUUAAGUUCUUUUUUUCAAAAAAAAAAAAUUUGAAACCUCAUCUUCAAAACCUUACCCCUCAACUCUAAACUCUAAAUAUAGAUUCAUUAACCUUAUGGUAUAAAUGUAUGUUUAUCGUUUAAUAAAAUUUCUUUAGGUCAUUUUCUCUUCUUAAGGGCUAUUUUGUGAAAAUAAACUAAAAAUGCUUCCUAGGAAAUUUUUCAUUAAUCAUAUAUUAUUUUUGUUUCACUAUAUUAAUUAUCCAAAAUAUAAUUCUUUUAAAAUAUGGUUUUAGCGGAAAAUAUGAUUUGCGGUUUUUGCGGAAAAAUACAUAUUUUCGAUUUAGGUGAGAAAUUUAGUUUUGCGAUUUUAACGAGAAUAAAAAUAAUUUUAUGGUUUUGUUUGGAAAAUGAAUUUUAUUGUUCUAGCGGAAAAAUGUGGUUUUGUGGUUUUAACGUGAAAACAUAUUUUUGCGGUUUUGACGGAAAAGUAUAGUUUUACGAUUUUGGCGAAUAUGAUAAAUAUUUGUUUUUUUAUAAAUAUUUGUUUUCUUAGAAAGAAAUAUGAUAAAUAUUUGUUUUUUAAAUACUAGAAGUAUUUUUAAAUUAAAAUUGUGAUAAAAUAAAAAUACUUUCAUAUAAAAAAUAGAUAUUUUUUAUUUUUAAUAUAAAAAUACAUAUAUUUUUGAAAAAAUCAGGUAUUUAUCUAUUAAAAAAUAGAAGGAUAACAGACUGGACUUGGGGCGAUAGCACCGUUUGUCACCCUAUCUAAGUCAGGCGUUUGUCACCCUAUCUAAGUCGGCCCUCGCUAGCUAAUUUAGACAGACUACCCACAAGGAUCAGAUUGGCUUCUUGGGGACUACAAGUCUACAACUCCCCACUACUUGAUGCUUAUGCUCAAGAGAACCCUUGACAAGAGACCACAUGCUUUUAACUUUUGAUUUCAGCAGGGAAGUUUGGAGGCUAGCUCUUAGAAGGCUUAAUCCGCCAACACCCUUUCAGGAACUGGAAUGAGCUCCGUCUUGGAUCAGAUGUCAACAAACCACAGCCCUUUAAUCCUCAGAAAAUGGUGACGGUCUUUCAUCUCUGAAAACAGAGGAACAAUGCAUAUCAUAACAGCUGCUUUGUUGCUCCUGCUGUGAUAUUGACACUGAUCUAUAGAGAUGUGAAGUUAAGUUGCUUUAUAUUCCUUCCAGUGCCGGGCCUGAGUAUAAAUAGAGAGAGAAGAAGAAAGAAAUAGAAUUCUUAGGGAAAAAAUGAAAUAGA
Molecule: messenger RNA, 7804 nt
Organism: Brassica rapa (field mustard)
Lineage: Eukaryota; Viridiplantae; Streptophyta; Magnoliopsida; Brassicales; Brassicaceae
Product: WUSCHEL-related homeobox 5
Biological process (GO): plant organ development
Molecular function (GO): DNA-binding transcription factor activity; DNA binding
Source: RefSeq, a predicted model, not a curated record